AUGCCCGAGGAUAUCGGCUACCUGCACGCGAUUGGACUGGACUACGGCAUCGGUUUCACUUCCGUCAUGCAAUGGAUUCUGGAGCACGUUCACGUGUGGUCUGGCCUCGGCUGGGGUGCCUCCAUCAUGGCUACGGCCGUCCUGCUGCGAACUCUCAUGUUCUACCCCCAGAUCCAGAGUCUCAAAUUCAACGCCAUCAUGCAGCGGAUGAGAAAGGACCCUCGAUCGAACGAGGCCAUGAAGCUCGUCCAGCAGGGCUUCCAGGAGGGCGACAUGGAGAAGCGUCAGCGCGGCCAGGUCCUGAACAAGAUGCUGCGAUCCGAGUACGGCGUCAGCAACUGGGGCAUCAUGUGGUCACUUGCGCAGAUCCCCUUUACAUUCGGCCUCUUCCGUAUUGUCAGCGGUAUGGUGCACAUCCCAGUGCCUUCGCUGGAAUCUGCCGGCUUCCUGUGGUUCACCGACCUCUCCGCCACUGAUCCCUACUUUAUUCUUCCCGCUGCCGGUACCGCCUUCAUGAUGGGUGCUCUUCUGAUCAACGCAAAGCACACCCCCCCGCAGCAGCGAAAGAUGCUCAAGCCCAUGAUGUACAUCUUUGGCACCGUCGGCUUUGUCGGCACCACCUUCCUCUCCGCCGCCGUCAACCUCAUGACCGUCGCCCUCGGCGCCUCUACCCUCCUCACCGCCCUCAUCCUCAACAUCACCUCCAUCCGCCGCUCCCUCGGCCUGCCCACCGGCCCCGUCGACGAGGCGCCCGCCCCUCAGAAGAAGAUCCAGUACGAGGCACCCCGCUCCGAAGCCCCCGGCCUCAGCGGCCUUCGGGAGCGACUCACCACCAGCCUCGACGACAUGAAAAAGGGCGUUUCCGAGUCCGUGUCCAACUACACCGGCACGUACUCUGGCACGGAGCAGGAAAAGGCCGAGAGGAAGCGCAGGGAGAUGAUUCGCAAGUUGGAGGAUAUGCGGAAGCAGCAGGAGCGCGAGCAGUUUGAGCUGAAAUACAAGAGCAAGAAAUAA
This is a messenger RNA of Trichoderma gamsii, 1014 nucleotides long. Its product is annotated as preprotein translocase subunit YidC. The record is from RefSeq and is a predicted model, not a curated record. The transcript is spliced from 2 exons. Gene Ontology annotation, cellular component: mitochondrial inner membrane. Gene Ontology annotation, biological process: protein insertion into mitochondrial inner membrane from matrix; mitochondrial respiratory chain complex IV assembly. The coding region runs from base 1 to 1014 and encodes 337 amino acids. Gene Ontology annotation, molecular function: membrane insertase activity. NCBI's taxonomy places the organism in Eukaryota, Fungi, Ascomycota, Sordariomycetes, Hypocreales, Hypocreaceae.